GAAAACUCUCAGCAGCCCUAGCAAUGGGGAACCAAUCUUCCGUGCCGGAUGAUGGUGAGAAGAAGCACUGUUUCAUCAGCCAUGAGCCACUGAGUUUGGACGAGCUCGUCAAGCAGGUGUCUGACCCCAGCUGUGGAGCCAUUACGACCUUCUCAGGCACAACUCGAGACAACUUCGAGGGCAAAAAGGUGGUUCACUUGGAAUACGAGGCCUAUGAGCCGAUGGCGUUGAAGGAGAUGGACCGCAUCUUGCAAGACGUGCUGGAUGGCAAGUGCGGAGCCGGCAUCAGGCGUGUGGCCUGUGCGCAUCGUUUGGGCGUGGUUCCCUUGGCCGAAGCCUCCGUCUUGAUCGCAGUGGCCUCUGAGCACCGCCCGGAGGGCUUUGAUGCUUGUCGCUACAUCAUCGACACCUUGAAGGCGAGAGUCCCAAUUUGGAAGAAGGAGAUCUAUGCGGAUGGAGAAACCUGGAAGGCCAACAAAGAGUGGGAUCCUACACAUACUUGAUCGAUUCAGCAGUCAAAA
Molecule: messenger RNA, 521 nt
Organism: Cladocopium goreaui
Lineage: Eukaryota; Dinophyceae; Suessiales; Symbiodiniaceae
Source: the annotation of a GenBank genome assembly